Messenger RNA from Cucumis sativus (cucumber), 1145 nucleotides. RefSeq names its product PRA1 family protein B2. Gene Ontology annotation, cellular component: endoplasmic reticulum; Golgi apparatus. The record is from RefSeq and is a predicted model, not a curated record. Gene Ontology annotation, biological process: vesicle-mediated transport. The transcript has a single exon. Lineage: Eukaryota; Viridiplantae; Streptophyta; Magnoliopsida; Cucurbitales; Cucurbitaceae. The coding region runs from base 216 to 854 and encodes 212 amino acids.
CUCUCUCACGUAUAUAUAUAUAUAUAUGUAUAUAUAGACAUAAACAGAAGAAAAAAGAAGAAAGAAAAAGUGGAAACCGAUUUUUGAGUAUCUUCCCUCUGGCGCCUCCUUUCCCUCAAUUUCCGGCCACCCUUCCGUGCAACUCCAUACUUUCCGCCCACUUAUAAACCAACCAAAUUCCUUCUUACCUUUCCCAUUUCCCUUUCCUCCACACAAUGCAGUCCUCAGCUUCUCCGGUCAUCCUCCCCAUUUCCAAUCCCCAAUCCCAACCUCAAAUCCCCCUUUCUUCCUUCUCUAGCCAUCUCCUCCUCUCCCUCCGCCACGCCUUCUCCCGUCGCCGCCCUUGGCCGGAGCUCCUAGAUCGCUCCGCCUUCUCCAAGCCUGAAUCCCUCUCCGAAGCCACUCUCCGCAUCCGCAAGAACUACUCCUAUUUCCGCGUCAAUUAUUUCACCAUCAUAGCCCUAAUUCUUGCCAUUUCACUUUUCUCCAAUCCUUCCUCUCUCUUCCUCUUGAUCGCCCUUCUUUGCUCUUGGAUCUUCCUCUAUCUCUUCCGCCCCUCCGAUCAGCCGCUUGUUCUGUUUGGUCGCCACUUCAGAGAUAGCGAGAUCUUGAUUGGUCUCGUUGUUUUCACCGCCUGUGUUGUUUUUCUCACCAGCGUUGGAUCUGUUCUUGUUUCUGCUUUCACCGCCGGUUUCGCCGUCGUCUGCGCUCACGGUGCUCUCCGAUCUCCCGAUGAUCUGUUCCUGGAUGAGCAGGAAGUUAAUACGACUGGGUUUCUCGGUAUCUUCGCUGGCGCUCCCUCCUCCUCCUCCUCCUCCUCCUCCUCCUCUGGCGCCGCUCCUUCCGGCAGAUAAAAUAUUGUGACCAUUCCGAAAAUUGAAUACACAUGUGUGUUCAUUUGAUUUGUUCAUUCUAUUAUUUUGUUUGUUUGAAUAUUCUUCUUCUUCGAUUGAAAUUUGGUUGGGGAAUUUGAUUUUAAUUUUUAAGGCUGCACAUUUAUGUUUACGUUAAUAGUUUGUAUCAAUUUAGGUUUGAUUCUUCAACCUAAUGGUUUCUUCCUUUAUAUUUUUUAAAAUUCUAUUGUAAAUUUGUUGUACUCAACAUCAACUUGGAGAGUAAUGCACUCUUUUCAACCUUACCUCUUC